AAUGUCCCAUUUUUGGCCAUUCCCAUUACAUUUGUAUUAAAUUUUGGGCAAAGGCUUUGCAAUCUGCAAAUGUCUGUUUGUUGAAAAUCGCAGCAAUUUUGUGUCGCUGAACUCUGAAGAAAUUUCUAAACUGCGCCCAUUAGCAAAGUUCUAGCAACAUACCAACCAAAUCUCUCAUCGUUGUUGGCGAGAAAUUGCGAGGGAACCAAAUCCUCACUCCCAGUUGACGUUGGAACGUGGAACAUGGCCGGAAAGCAAGUUUCCGGCGCCGGUCUGCCAGAGAGCAUCGCAGGAAUGUCGAAGAACCAACUAUACGAUAUCAUGUCCCAAAUGAAGACACUGAUUGAACAGAAUCAGCAGCAGGCGAAACAAAUCCUCAUCCAAAACCCACUAUUGACCAAAGCUCUUUUCCAGGCGCAAAUCAUGCUUGGGAUGGUACGCCCACCUCAGAUUCCAAGCAUUCAGCCUUCAGCCUCACAGCAUUCUCAACCAUCAACACAGGCAACUCAACAAUCAAAUAUUCAGCCUACUCAAACAUCAGCUCCUCAAAUAAGUUUGCAAGAACAGACAAGUGCACCAUCUUUGGCCCCUUCUAGAAAACAAUAUCAGAACCAACCAUCAAUGCCUAUCUCAUCGACUACUCUUCCUACCGUGAACAUUCAGCCUCGGUCAACACCUCUGAUUCCCCUACAGACACCGCAGCAUCCCAAGGGAUUUGAUAUCCCCCAAUCAAAUCCCAUUUCUGUCCCACAACCCUCUCAAAUUCCAAGUGUAUCUCCAAUGCUUCCAUCUUCUGCUCAGCCACCUUUACUUCAUCAACCUCAGGUUUCAACUGCCUCCAUGCAGCUGCAGCAGCCAUUACAAACAGCUGAAAUUCACCACCUGCCGCCACAGGCACCAUUGCCCCCACAUUCCAGAGCACCUACGGGUCCAAAUUUCCACCAGCACUACCCCCCUCAAAUGGGCCACAAUAUGAAUUACCAACCUCCUGGCAUCCCACAGCAUGUUUCACAACCCAUGUUUCAUUCAGGUACCAAACUCCCUCCUGGCCUAGGAAAUUCAUUUCUCCAGGGACAGUCGGGUCUACCUAGUCAGCCACCCCCUCAAUCAAUGUAUCAGGCAGGAGGUUCUAAAUUAGGUACAGAAUUCAUGAAUCAAGUUGGAACUUCAAAGCCUGCAGACAGAGGGCCUUGGAUGCCUGGCCCUCCAGAAAAUCCCACACUUCCACAGCAACUCUCCGGACCACCACCAGUACCAUCAGUCCCUGGUCCGAUGGGCCCUAACAAUCAACCUCGUCCUGCUCCACCGUUGAGUCAGGAGAUGGAGAAGAUGUUACUUCAACAAGUCAUGAGUCUCACACCCGAACAAAUUAAUCUCCUGCCUCCAGAGCAAAGGAAUCAAGUGCUUCAACUACAGAAGAUACUGCGCCAAUGAACAGUGUUCUAGGAGGCAGAAUUCUCUUGAUUUUCUAUCCCCCACCCAUUGCCAACUCUUACAUCAUUGAUCAUGCUCAAAAUGGUUUUUAGGCUUAGGGGAAGCCAUUUUACCAGUGUCUUUAAAACUUUUUAAGUAUUGGCAUGCAGAUUGAUAUAUUACAAUUAUCAACUUUUUUGCAUUUGUCUAUCCAUCAGAGUAUUAGUUUUGCUGUCGA
This is a messenger RNA of Benincasa hispida (wax gourd), 1651 nucleotides long. RefSeq names its product hydroxyproline-rich glycoprotein family protein (gene ESP1). Lineage: Eukaryota; Viridiplantae; Streptophyta; Magnoliopsida; Cucurbitales; Cucurbitaceae. The record is from RefSeq and is a predicted model, not a curated record. Gene Ontology annotation, biological process: mRNA 3'-end processing.